AUGGCUCGCCUACGUCUGAUCGAGUCGACGUCAACGUUGACGACUGCCUUCGCAACCAGCGACGACAUAACUCGAGCGCUUGCAACCAAGGAUGCCCCGUCGCUCAUUAGUGGUCCGUAUUUUCUCUACGAUAGGAUGCCGAUUCAGCUCGGUUGGAUCAGCUACGAGCAGGGUGUACAUCCGGUUUGGUUCAGUUCGGUCUGUGAACUGACAGUUUGGACUUGCUCUCGCAGCUCUGGCGUCGAUCCAGCAAAGCGCGCAUGCGCUUGUCACCGCCGAAGCGCCUCCCGCGCUGGGACAGCACCCGCUGCACGACUUCAUGAACAAGUACCCAACGAUAGAUCCCAUUUUCAUGUCCUGGGAUCUAGCUCACCGGGUGAGUCUGCGUUUGCAAGCCGGCGGGAGUUGUGGGGAGAAACUGCUCCUUCUGGGCCCCGUCAGUGUCGGCGUCGCAGCGCUGAUUGGACUGUCUCUCACCUGUCUCUCCCUUUCACAAUAACGAUUCAUCUUUGCCCCAAAAGACAAACAACUCUUCGCUCACCAGCGCUGUCCUGAACUGCCUCGGAUCACUCGUCCGCUUGGCCUCCCAGAAUGCGCAGCGCGGCGAGCCCGAGUUCGUGCGAAUAUUACUUGCGCAAUAUUCAACACACCUCCAACGAGCUUUGAAUCCGGGCAGGAACGAUACCACGGUGGCUGCACUCAAGCUCCUCAAUGUCGUGGUCGCGUUUGGCUCGGGCCGCUUUGCGCGCAGGGCUUUCGACGCUCUGCCUUGGGCAAGCAAGACCACGUCUCGGUUGUUCAAGACUCGUUUGCAGGACAAUACUCGCGAUCCUUUGCGCCGUCCCGACAUUCGCACUCUUCUCGUUAUGCUAGUUCUUUCGUUCUUAUCGAUGAAUGAUGCUCGCCUUAAAUGCCAGGUGUUGGAGACUCGAGGAUUGCUUUCGGGCAUGAUCAAGGGUCUUUCGGACGAUCCACCUCCCGUCGUACAUCACGUCCUUGUCGCGUUCUACCGUGAUGUCAUUGUCGCCCGAUCGGUGGGCCUUGGGAUUCGACGUGCCCUUCUGGACGAAGCCAACCUGAAAGAGGUUAGUUAUGUGCUCCGAUCCCAUCUUCAAGUUCGCUGUUCCGAGUUGGCUGACGGCAUCGCGUGAACCCAUCGAAUUUCAGAUUGUCAAAUUGUAUGACACCGUCGAGCGAAACGACGAAUGGAUAGAGUCCCACAACGGUUCUCCGACAUCAGGCGUCCCUAGGCUCGGACGCACGGUGCACGCAUUCCUGUCGGCCGUUGUCGGAUGGCUCGGAGACCAGAUCGACGAAGCGCCUGCGCGAUCUGCGGGAGCGCAGAGAACUCUCGGGACGCUACUCAUUGCUCUGAAAGUGACGGAGGAUGCGAGACAGCGCGACCUUGCCCUCCGCGUGUUGCAACGGGCGCCAAAUCUGGUCGUGUCGUAUUGGGCGAAGUUUCCGGCCUCGUUCGAUCCUCGCCUGUCUUCGCGGUGGAUAUCCGCCAUCACCUGGGCGACGCAGAUCACAUCUUUGCCCCUUCCUCAAGAACUGUCCGCCGAGUCGACAUUGCCGAUAAAUUCCGCUCUGGUUGACUCCGUCUGCCCGAGUGCGCUCAACCGGCUCUGGUUCACGAAGGCGAUGCAGCAAAAUGACCCGAUGGUGGCGUAUCUGAGCGCGACAUUACUACUUGCCAUGCUCCAAAAAGCGACUCGUGUGCUCAUUCGUCUGGCUGAAAUUGCGCGGCAGUGUGAAGAGACAGAGACGGUAGGCAAAUGGGUUUCGCUGGCCAGAACCGUCCGGCUUCGUCUCCAAGCGAUCGUGCCGGACCCCCAGAUCAUCAUGGCGCUCAGCGCCGUACCAUCCACGCCUUCCGCGCCCGCCCCGGCAACGUCGACCUCGCGGAAGAAAAUGAAACUCCAAUCGGGAUCGGGAGCAGCCGUCGAGACAACGGUCGAGAAUGAUCAUGUGGACACGAUCGCGCAGGUCGUUCUGAACCAGCAAAGGCACUUGCGCAUUCACAUCGCGUUGCGCCUGCUUUGGAUGUACCAUCGUGUUACCCCUCGACUUAUUACAGCCCUGCGCUACGACUUCGGAAAGCUGCUCCACCGACCUUGGUCCACCUCGGGUUCACCCGGCAUUGAAACCGUCACAUCCGGAUACGCACUGCGUGUUGCGAGUCUUCACACCACAGCUGUGGUUUGGGUCCGCCCCACAGAGGUUCUCAAGACAGUCUUGUCGCCGCUUCUGCAGCGGUUGCGGACGACUGUGUCCGAAGGGAAUCGCGUGUUGCUCUUGAUGAUCCUCACCCGAGUUUUGAGGACACCCUUGCUCUUUGGCGACAACUUGGACGAAGCCAGUGAUUGGCUCGAGGCCGUGAUGUGGAUUACUCGCGACAGCCCACGAGCCGGUACCGACGCGGCUCUUGCCUUCUUCGAGGACUGCGUCCAAAAGGCAUUGGCAUGGUCUUCUGCUGCGAGCACUGUACCUGAGCUGCGAGCGGCGGCGUCUCCUCUGCUGCGAGUUGUCCAAGGCAAUCUCCGUCGAGAGCUCGAGUACUCUGCACGAUCACCCGCGGAGUCUACACUGCGACUUGUGCGCUUCUUCUUCUUCAGCAAGCUUGGAUCAAUCGACUCGUUGCCCGUGCUGAAGCAGGUUGUCGGCGGUUUCACUGCGUCGCUUGUGGAAGUGGAACUGGUAGCGGAGACAACGCUGCGGGUCUUAGAAGAGUGCCUCCUGGUGAUUCAAGGCAAGGUUGUCAGAACGAGGACCACUUGCAUUGACGAAUCGCUUGCACAUGACUCGCGCUUUGAUGCCACAUCGCUACCGCCGCUCACUUUUGACGUGUAUCAUCCAGCACUACAGAGGUCUGUCCGCAUCUCGACCUUGCUUCCUCCAAUGCAAGGCAAGCUUUCCUGACACUUCACUCGUAUUCACAGGGCUACGUGGUACAUACCUACUUCACUUCUUAUGCUCCACCUCUCUCCACCUCUUGUUCGGGACGCAGCUACUCUGAAGUUCACCUUGGCACAAGUGCGCGGUGCCCGAGCCUGGUUAGCUGCAGUCCGAGUGCUUUUGCUGCGAAUUGCCGGCUCCGGGAACGGCGUGUUCGCUUGGAUGGUCAUUUCGCUUUACGAAGAUUGCCCAAGUCCUGUUCAACGAAAUCGUAUCCAGACUUUAGUCUCUGGCAGCGAUAUUAUCCCCAAAGCCCUUGCAAGCAGCGAAGAGCCCGAACAGCUCUCGGGUGAGUCCGCUGUAGAGACUACCCUUGCUCAUGCCGUUGAGAGCUGAUGACAGGGUCGGCCCCCUCCCUCAGCGAUGCUUCAUCUUGUCCGUGUGCUUUUCUCUCCGAACAAUCUCAAUGGUCGGCGCGCCGCAAUGCCAUAUUGCCAGCUCAUCAUCGGCAAUGAUGAAGCGAAAUUAUCUCCCGGGGUGAGUAUGUGCAACUGCCCCGGACUUUGUAUUGUGAGAGAACCCUUGCUGAUGCACAAGAGACUUUAUCUCCACAAAAGUUGUUACUCACAAGUGGCCCAUUGAUGCCGUUCUUUGGUCAAUCAUCCCUGCUCCGCUUGACCGCGUCACUGCUACGUCAUGUAGUCAACGAUACGCUGUCGAUGGAUCAUUGGACGCGUGCAACAUUGGACGCUGCUUUGCUUCAAUGUAGUUCCGUACCUUCAGUGGCCGUUGUGAACGAAUUGUGGGUGCAACAUUUCGCAACAUUGUGCUCGUUGGCACAGCUCUCCCAUGCUGUCAAAGGAUGCGAAGCCGUCUUGCUUCACGGUGCCGGCUUCUUGUCCUCCAGUGACCGCAACAAAGCUUCCCAGAUCAAGUCAUUACUCGAUUGUCAUGCGGUCGACUGGACAGGAUACCUGCUGGCCACAGUGGCCACAAAUCGCUCGUUCAUGGUCGUCCUGGUGCAAUUGGUCUCUCGCUCCGAACCAGCGCGAGCGCUCUUCGAAUCCUUCGUUGCUACGCAGAAACGCCUCGACCUAGCGUAUGCUGCUCCCCUGAGCUCCAUGGUCCGCACGCCCGUCAAAGGGCCAGAUGUGGCCGACGCCUUGCGCAAGCUCAUUGUCGAAUGGACGAAGCACCUGGUCGCCGCCAACAACUCAACCCCGACAACAAUAGAUGAGGCUGCGUUCUUGGUGGGGACAUACGCAAUACAAAAUUCCGACCUGGCCCAAUCGGUGGUCUUGAUAGUGGAAGGUGCUCUACCACAAUCUACAGACCAAGUUUUCAGUCAUCGUCCAGUUCGAUUCCUUUCGCAACUUGCACAUCACAUGCCAGCAGCGCAAUCAGUGCUUGGUGAUUGGGUCAACAAUUCAUUCGAGGGGAUCAUUCGGUACACCAUGGAGCACAAAGAAGACGAGGGUCACAUCUGUGAUUUGGUCAGCGAAUUGGGUGAGUGCCCAUGAAGAAAAGGUCUGCAGGUACUGUGCUGAUCAUGCGUGUUGGGGCACAGUGCGGACGCUCAAGUUGCAUCGUACUAUUGUCUGCAAGCAACAUCUCUUCGAUCCGCUCCUCACGGCAAUCAUCCACCGUAGACAGGAUCAGAGCGACUACAGCGUGCUUGCAGCAAUGCUUUGCAGCUUGAGUGACUGGAAGGUAGGCAAGCAGUGACCAUCCAGGCUCAUUUGCCAUUUUGGACAUUGACAUCGUUGGGAGUAUCUCUUUUUGCAGGAUCAGGAUGUUGCUCGCCAUCUGAAUGCACUUUUGGCAACUCCUGCUUUCCGAUCGCAAUCACAACACCGUGCAAGCGAGUCGAGUAUUCGGCUCAUUGCCGCGCUUGCCCGCGCCUCAUGGACUGCCGCCGCAUCUUGCCGACUUGUUGACCGACUCAUACCAAUCUAUGGGGCGACCACAUCGGCCCAAGACGUGGUCAUUCUUGAGAUCUUCCAGCGACUCGAGUUGGAACACGCAGGAUCAAUCAAUGCAGCAUCAAAAAGGUGGUCGCCAGACACUGGCAAUCGAAUGUUGGACAAGAAUCGCUGCGCAAGCCUGCACCAUCUUGACCCACGCCUGAUGCGCAACGCCUGGCUACAAGCAUGCGGUUCAGCUCUUCCACAUACCAGCGGGGUGGUGAAUUUUCCCGCGUACGACCCAGGCUUUCUACUGCCUUUUGUCUCCCACACAAUUGCGGAAGAUGAACUCAAGGCCGCAGAUUGGACAAACCUACUCAAAUCUGGAGCGCUUGGUAUUCCAAUUGCUGCGCUUGCAUCUCCUUCACCGAAUAUGCGUCAACUCGCUUUGUCUACGCUUCAAGCUGCACUGAGCAAGUCGCGGGCUUCCGAAUUUCCAGAAAGGGAUGAGCUUGCCCUGGUGUUGCACAUGUCGCGCCAGUGCAUCUACCGAGUCAACGGCGAACCCGUCCCAGCUGUCAUCUCUCUCUUCUUGUGCUGUUGUAUCCUUGCCCUAGGCACACCGGCUUCAACUCUUUAUCCGGCUUUUAUGCAAUUCCUCUUGCAGCGCUCUCAAGUCGACCAACACGAUGUACCAAUGUUUUAUGCUACACUCUACUCGUCAAGUACACUGCCCGAGGAAGAACGCAGAUGGCUGGUCCUUUUUCUAGGUCACGGGCUUAUGCGGACACAGGCGAGUCUUGGUCUGAUCAAGCUGCACAAAUUCAUUUAUGCUAUGAUCUUUGCUGAUCUGUCUUUUCCCAUGACAAAAGGACUGGAGGAUUCUGCGCCGACGCCAGAGCUUUGAGCUCCUUGUCAGUCUGUUUGAAUCAGCUCAACAUGAUUCUUUCCUCAGACUGCGCAUCCUUCAGGUAGGCUGUUUGCUAGAGGUUUCUGCGAGGAGAUCGGGGGGAAGAUGACUGACUUGGCACAUCUGACGCAUCUGCAGUUCUUCUUGUCUGGAGCCAAGAUACCAAAAGUUGCCCGGGAACUUGUCAGACGCAAUGGUUUGCUCUUUUGGAUCACCACUGUUCCCUUAGUGGACAAGGAGGAACACCAUUUGGCACUACAAAUUCUGGGGAAAGUCAAUCUAGCUUUGCCAGGGAGUAGUGGCAGUGCCUAG
Molecule: messenger RNA, 6024 nt
Organism: Microbotryum saponariae
Lineage: Eukaryota; Fungi; Basidiomycota; Microbotryomycetes; Microbotryales; Microbotryaceae
Source: the annotation of a GenBank genome assembly